GCAUCUUCUCUUCUUCAUUACCGCUGACCGAUUCACGUGUAGUGAAAGAACCUCUCCGUAGCAAAGAAAAAUAAUUUUUAUUUGAAAUACCCUCUAACUUCGCAAAAAGACAAUUACUUUUUGAAAGCAUCGUUUACGAGAUAUUCUUACAAAAUGGGAAUCCUCGAGAAAAUUAGCGAAAUUGAAAAGGAGAUCGCCAGAACUCAGAAAAACAAGGCGACAGAGUACCAUCUCGGUCUGCUGAAAGCCAAGCUGGCAAAGUAUAGAGCACAGCUACUAGAGCCCGCGAAGGGCUCAAGCUCAGCUAAAGGCGACGGAUUUGAUGUGAUGAAGUCGGGAGAUGCUCGUGUCGCGUUGAUUGGAUUCCCUUCUGUCGGCAAAUCCACGCUGCUGACUAAACUAACCCAAACCCAGAGUGCCUGCGCGUCUUACGAAUUCACCACACUAACCUGUAUUCCCGGGGUAAUUAACUACAACGGGGCAAACAUCCAGUUACUUGAUUUACCUGGUAUCAUUGAGGGUGCGGCGCAAGGCAAGGGGCGUGGUAGACAGGUGAUCGCUGUGGCGCGCACAGCAGAUCUGGUGUUGAUGAUGUUAGAUGCGUCGAAGGGGGAAAUUCAGAAAAAGCUUCUGGAAAAGGAACUGGAGAGUUGUGGGAUUCGUUUGAAUACCAAGAAGCCAGAGAUCUACUUUAAGAUCAAGAAAGGUGGAGGUUUAAAGUUCAAUUCAACCUGUAAACUCACCCAUGUGGACGAAAAGCUGGUUCAGCUCAUUUUGCACGAGUACAAGAUCUUCAACGCUGAGGUUUUGUUCAGAGAUGAUUACACAGCAGACCAACUGAUUGAUGUGAUUAGUGGAAACAGAGUCUAUCUGCCAUGCCUGUAUGUCUAUAACAAGGUCGACUGCAUCUCACUUGAAGAGGUGGAUCGUCUCGCACGUUUGCCAGACUCUGUUGUUGCUAGCUGUGAGAUGGAACUCAAUUUAGACUACCUUUUGUACCAGAUAUGGGAGUACCUCGCAUUGAUCAGAGUUUAUACAAAGAAACGAGGUGAGCCUCCAGACUUUGUCGAUGGUCUUAUCCUACGCAGAGGAGCCACGGUGGAACAUGUUUGCCAUGUUAUCCACAGAUCUAUUGUUGAACACUUCAAGUAUGCACUUGUUUGGGGUACAAGCACAAAGUACAGUCCACAGCGUGUAGGAAUCAACCACAUCAUGAAUGAUGAUGAUGUCAUCCAAGUUAUGAAAAAAUAAGACAUUCCAUUGAAAACAUUCAUUUCUGUUCAAGGAAUUUAUUUGCAUUAUAUUGGCUAGAGACUUGGUCUACUAAACAAUAUCAAUCAUCAAUUUCUGGAUUUUGAAGUUAUAUUGAUUACCAUAUUUUGCAAUACAAUCAUAUAUUCAAGAUUUUUUUUGCAUUAUAUGGUCCUCUACAAUAUCAUUCCUCAAUUUCUCGAUUUUAAAGUUAUUAUUGAUUAGCAUACUCUGCAAUACAACCAAAUAGCCCCUACUCUUAAAAAAGCUUCAACCGUGAGUACUACGUUGAUAGCUGAUGUCAUGACGGGCCUUGAACUAUACUAGAGUAUCAACUUACAUAGAGUAUAUUUUGGAUUGUUGGUUUAAUAGUAUAUAAGGAAGAAUUUCAACAUUGUUUGGUUGCUGGGGCACCAUUGACUCAUAGAGGUUAGCAAUAAUCUGGCUCUAGUGCUAGCUAGCAUGAAAGUUACCAGUGCAUCAGUAACCAUACAAUAUUGUAUACCAUGCUCUUCUGACUUUUAAUCAACAAAUGUAUUUAUACCUAAGGGAGAAUUACUAUUUCUUAUCAGAAAACCUUUUACAAAAUCAUGCUUUUGCUUCCUACAGUAAAAAUUGUUUCAACACAUAAAUUCCCUAAAAUUCAUUUCUAAUAAAAAGUAUAUUUUGAA
This is a messenger RNA of Nematostella vectensis (starlet sea anemone), 1922 nucleotides long. RefSeq names its product developmentally-regulated GTP-binding protein 2. NCBI's taxonomy places the organism in Eukaryota, Metazoa, Cnidaria, Anthozoa, Actiniaria, Edwardsiidae. The coding region runs from base 154 to 1251 and encodes 365 amino acids. Gene Ontology annotation, biological process: cytoplasmic translation. Gene Ontology annotation, cellular component: cytoplasm. The transcript has 2 exons. The record is from RefSeq and is a predicted model, not a curated record. Gene Ontology annotation, molecular function: GTP binding; GTPase activity.